AUGGCCGAUAUCGAUGUCAAGGUUGCUCAAUGGAAGCUUGUUGAGGUUGGCCGUGUUCUGCUGAUCCGCAGCGGUCCUUACACCGGCAAGCUUGCUGCCAUUGUCGAGAUCAUCGACCACAAGCGUGUCCUGGUUGACGGUCCUUCCACCGAGGAGAACAAGAUCGUUCCCCGUCACGCCCUUCCUCUCGCUCACGCCACUCUCACCCCCUUCGUCAUUCCCAAACUCCCCCGCGCUGCCGGCACUGGCCCCGUCAAGAAGCUCUGGGAGAAGAACGAGAUCGAUGGAAAGUGGGCUAAGAGCACCAUUGCUCAGAAGACUGAGCGCGCUGAGCGGAGGAAGAACCUGACCGACUUCGAGCGCUUCAAGGUCCUCAGACUCAGAAAGCAGGCUCGCUACGAGGUCCAGAAGGCUCACGCCAAGGUCAGGGCUGCUGCUCCUAAGUCAUAG
Molecule: messenger RNA, 450 nt
Organism: Aspergillus fischeri NRRL 181
Lineage: Eukaryota; Fungi; Ascomycota; Eurotiomycetes; Eurotiales; Aspergillaceae
Product: 60S ribosomal protein eL14
Exons: 3
Coding region: 1-450 (149 amino acids)
Biological process (GO): ribosomal large subunit biogenesis; translation
Cellular component (GO): ribosome; cytosolic large ribosomal subunit
Molecular function (GO): structural constituent of ribosome; RNA binding
Source: RefSeq, a predicted model, not a curated record